CCCCCAGAAGUCAGAGCGGCUGACCGAGGGCCCAGACCCUGGGAGCGCCUGAGGAGCGCGCCCCGAUGGUGGAGGAGCGGGCUUUGCCCCCCGCGGGCGCAGCCCAUGCCCAGAGCCCCGGGGAGCAGGGAGAAGAGGGCCUGGCCCCUGCCGGGCCCCCCGUGGCCACUUCCAAGGAGCCCGUGACCUUCCGGGACGUGGCCGUGGACUUCACCCCCGAGGAGUGGGGGCGGCUGGGCCCGGCUCAGAGGCGGCUCUACCGGGACGUGAUGCUGGGGACCUACCGGAACCUGGUCUCCCUGGGGCUCUCCAUGCCCACCCCGGCUGCCAUCUCCCUCCUGGAGCGAGAAGAACCCUGGAUGUCCGAUGGCGAGGCUCCGAGUGGCCCCCAUUCAGAUGGGAUGACUAGGCCCGAGAGCUCAGCGUCGGCCCCGGGCUGGGAUGUUUCCAAAGGAGGAAUGUCCCAGGGGCCGAGGACGGGAAGGUCUACCCGGGAUGGUCCUUGGAGCCCCCGCUUGGGGGAAAGCCAGGCAUGUGAGGGGUGGUUAAAUGAGCAUCGGGGGCAGAAGACCGUCGCCGACAAGCAAGUCCAGUCUGGGACCCCGGGCCCCGAGUGGGGCCUGUGUGAGAAAAGCCUCCGCCUGAGCCCCCUGCUGAUCCUGCACCAGAGUCUCUCCUUGGCCCCCCAACAUGACACGUGUGGGAAGAGCUUCCGGCAGCUCUCUCCGCUGAUGGAAUGCCAGCUCAUCCGAGCGGAGAAGGCGCCCAGCAGGUACGACUGCGGGGAGGACCUUGGGCAUGGCACGGCGGGCGCGGGCCAGCCCCGAGGGAAGCCCCACAAGUGCAGGGAGUGCGGGAAGGCCUUCAGCCAGAGCGCGCUGCUCACCAAGCACCUGCGGGUGCACACUGGGGACAAGCCUUACGAGUGCGGCGACUGCGGCAAGGCCUUCAACCAGACGUCCCACCUGCGGCAGCACCGCCGGAUCCACAACGAGGAGAAGCCCUUUGGGUGCCACGAGUGCGGCAAGGCCUUCCGUGUGAGCUCGUCCCUCACCGAGCACUGGCGCACCCACACCGGCGAGAAGCCCUACCAGUGCAACGAGUGCGGCAAGGCCUUCAACCGCAGCACCCACCUGACCCAGCACCAGCGCAUCCACACCGGCGAGAAGCCCUUCGCCUGCAGCGAGUGCGGCAAGGCCUUCAACCGCAGCACACUGCUCACCCAGCACCAGCGCAUCCACACCGGGAAGAAGCCCUACGAGUGUGACGAGUGCGGCAAGGCCUUCCGCGUGAGCUCGUCCCUCACCGAACACCGGCGCAUCCACACCGGCGAGAAGCCCUAUGCCUGCCACGAGUGCGGCAAGGCCUUCAACUGCAGCAAGCUCCUCACGCAGCACCAGCGCAUCCACACCGGCGAGAAGCCCUACGAGUGCGGCCAGUGCGGCAAGGCCUUCAACAAGAGCCCCAACCUCACUCGGCACCAGCGCAUCCACACCGGCGAGAAGCCCUACAUCUGCGGUGACUGCGGGAAAACCUUCAACCAGAGCACGCACCUCAUCCAGCACCAGAGGAUCCACACGGGGGAGGUUUUCUGCGACCCCGGGGCCAGCACGUAUGUGUGAGGGUCCCGCCGAGUCUGCCCCCGGGCCGAUGGAAGGAGGGGCCCCUUGGGCCACCCGCCGCUGUGCUUUGUGUCCGGAGUCGUCCACGAGUCCGGCUCUCCCCUCUGGGAAGGGGCCAUCCUGCCAUAGAUCCCCCAGAAAUCCUUAGGCCGGAUGGAUAGCAGACUUCUCCAAAGCUAGUGGGAGAUCAGGAAGGACUUAGCCCAGAGGGCAGUCAUGGAUGGGCCCUGCCACCGCCAGGUUCCCCAGAGAGGCGGGGAAUGGCCCCCAAGGCCUUCCCCCAGCCGUUUUUGGGCCGAUGCUGGAGAGGAUUUUCCAGUAACAGCAUCCUCAACUCCUGUUCUCCUCCCCAUCUUGCUCUCUACUCUCCUUCCCUUCUCUAACGUCACACCACUGGAGAGAAUUAGAGGGUGGGGUGGGGGAGAGGGGAGGAUCCCAUGACUCUUCCCCUUAGGGGGGAUCCACAGGCCCCUGCUGUGGGGGCAAGUGAUUCCCUACCCCUUUUGAGGGGGUUUGCCUCCUGUGGAUGUAGUCUGGGGUUGGGGGUGGUGGUGAGAGUACAGAUCUUGUUGUCUGACUUUGACCUAGACAGAGGGUCAGAAACCCCUGUCCUCAUGCUAGGGGAAUGCUAGGGGAGGGCCUCUGCCCUCUGACCCCUUCACACACACUGUGUGGGCAUUAAGGGUGGUCAAUAAAGACUCGUCCCUUCAUUUUACUUCACCUUCAUUCCCAAGACAUCCCAGUGAACCCCUGCCAAGGGAAGAGUCCCUGGUUGGGAAGCAGUGGGAGAGGGGAAUGCCCUUGCCCCUGCAUCAGACACCCCCCCCCCCAAGGAGGGGCCCAACAUCCAUCCUCCCCCACUCCUUGUUCCUCUCAAGGUCCGGCUCUCUCUAGAUGCUGCUGUGCUUCGGUUUCAAGUCUGAAAUUUUGGGUCCACUGGGACCCCUCACUCUGCCUUACCUCUGGCCUCCAAGUGUUUCUUGCACUCUCUUGGGCUCUGCUGUGGUUCUCCAUCAACAACUCUUCCCAGCCUCACAGCUGCCAAAGAACUUUUCCCAAGAUCCAAGUCUCACCCAGGCCCCCUCUUUACCUCUAGAGCAAAGCUUCCUCCGUAAAAGGCAGGGGGGGAGCUUGACAGUGAAGCUGCUGGGGAGAGGCCGUGCCUUAGGAGGCGGGGACCUGGUAUCAGAAGCUGUCAACAAGUGCCCACCCUCUGCUCCUGCCCACGGAGCCCCAGCGACCCUGCGGUUUCUGCCCCGGUCUCAGUCCUGGUUGUGGCAAGUCCUGGGGAUCAGAGGUGUCGGGUGGCUCCCUGCUCCAGCUCUAAAGUUCAAUGGGCCUAGGAGAGCCCGGGGAUCCCACUGAGGGACAAGGGAUGCUGCAAAGCCAGCAGGAACGGACCUUGGAGCCUGAGGGAUUGGGAGGGCUGGUGCCCUCUAGGGGGUAGGGAGGCGGAGGGGUGAGAGAGCAUCGAGUUCUUUUGGAUAUACGAAGUUGGUAGCUACAGGACUUGCAGUUCCAGGGAUCUGACAGGAUCUGGAGAUGGGAGAUUGGAGAUCCACAAACAGGGCAAAUCAGGAAAGGUAGAUGGGGAAUCUGGUAUCAAAAUGGUCAUUAAGUCUGAGAGCUAAGGACAUCCCCAAGCGAAGAAGAGAUGAACAGGGAGCCCCAAGCAUCACUGAAGGUCAGAGGAUGUGGUCUGCACGAGGAUGCAGCCAAAGAGAGUGGGAAGGAGCAGGAGAAAAAGGGUCCAAAACCAGGAGGUGUCUGAGAAAUGGUGUCCAGAAAAACGAGUGCAGAGAGGAGAGAGAUCUGGGCUCUCAGGCUGUGGAGAGGUCAGAGGGAGGCUGAGUUUGGCGAUCGCUGCUCCUUGAUGACUUUGGGGAGGACAGUUUGAGGGAUAACCAGGUCAGAAGCCAGAUUAUAAGGGGCAAAGGUGAGGGAGGAAGUAGACAUCAGCUGUAGACUAUAGAAUUUGGCUAUAAAGGGCGGUAAAGGCAGAGCCACGAUGGUGAGGACCGAAAGGUCACGUGAAGGGAGUUUUGGGUAUAUUUGUAGGCAAUGGAGGAGGAGCCAGAUGAAGGAGAUACUGAAGAGAGGAGUGUGAUAGGGGAUGGCAUGGAAGGGGGUCACCUGAGCACACUGGUCAGAAAGGGGCAGAAAGCAGCAGAGAAGGGGUUGAAAGCAUGGGUUUCCAUUUGGUUAAUGAGUCAAAACUGAACAAAGAGAAUUUACAGGAUUUUGUUCUAAGUACAUCCAGAUAGGUCCCCUUCAGCAAGAGGGGUCCUUCCCAAGCUAGCAAGGGCAGGACAGUUUAGGGAUACUUGACAAAAAGCAGAUGAUAGAAAAAGCUGCAGACAGUAUCCAGAACUUCCCCUACCACACUUUGACAAAGAAUCAAUGUAACAAUUUCUCCAUUCUGGUAACAGCCGUAUGUAUGGAAAUGAC
This is a messenger RNA of Sarcophilus harrisii (Tasmanian devil), 4070 nucleotides long. Its product is annotated as zinc finger protein 135-like. The record is from RefSeq and is a predicted model, not a curated record. NCBI's taxonomy places the organism in Eukaryota, Metazoa, Chordata, Mammalia, Dasyuromorphia, Dasyuridae. Gene Ontology annotation, biological process: regulation of transcription by RNA polymerase II. The transcript has 5 exons. The coding region runs from base 66 to 1622 and encodes 518 amino acids. Gene Ontology annotation, molecular function: DNA-binding transcription factor activity, RNA polymerase II-specific; RNA polymerase II cis-regulatory region sequence-specific DNA binding.